Molecule: messenger RNA, 502 nt
Organism: Drosophila suzukii
Lineage: Eukaryota; Metazoa; Arthropoda; Insecta; Diptera; Drosophilidae
Source: RefSeq, a predicted model, not a curated record
UGUUAACGAGUGUUUACUGUAACUUACCACAAACACACCACUCUUGUGUGACCUUUCAUGCGGUGUGUUUUAGCGCAUUACGACCAACCAGCUAAAUGGCAGUUCUACGUGGAUGGAGAUUCGUUGGCUUCGUGUCUUGCAUCUUUGGAGCUGUGGGACUAACCCUAUACCCAGUGAUUGUGGACCCGAUGCUGAACACCGAAAAGUACAAAACCCUCCAGGAGUACAGCAGGAUAAAGAGAGAUGAGCUGCAGCACAUUAAAAGGCAGUAAAAUCCCCGACUCGAUACUCCAUUUGUACUUUUAAAAACCAAAAUUUGUGUAUUUUCUCUUACAUGAUACCCUGCUACAAUGUACAUACUCUAAGCUAUACGAAAAUACAAAAUAAGCUGUGUUGAUGAACGCAUGGCAGUCGUUAUUUCAAUUAGAAUCAUUUAGUUUGUUUUGGUAUAUGAAAUACUAAUUUUGUUCAUUAUAAUAUAUUAUUUAAUAUAUACAGUCCA